This is a messenger RNA of Dendronephthya gigantea, 5506 nucleotides long. Its product is annotated as gamma-butyrobetaine dioxygenase-like. Gene Ontology annotation, molecular function: oxidoreductase activity. NCBI's taxonomy places the organism in Eukaryota, Metazoa, Cnidaria, Anthozoa, Malacalcyonacea, Nephtheidae. Bases 425 to 1834 code for a protein of 469 amino acids. Gene Ontology annotation, biological process: carnitine biosynthetic process. The record is from RefSeq and is a predicted model, not a curated record. The transcript is spliced from 5 exons. Gene Ontology annotation, cellular component: mitochondrion.
AAAGUCACGUCUGGGCCUGGGGAGUUGAAGUCAGCCUGAUAACCAUCUUAUAACCUCCCUGGCUGAUGGUUGCAUUUAACCGUGUGAUUUGCGAGGGCCAAUCUCUGGCCUGGGGUCAAUGGUUGCGUCUUGUGAUUGCGUUAUGUUGUUUUAGGACACUUGCUGCUGUGCUUGCUGUGUUAUCUACGCAGUUAGCUCCACAUAUACCUGGAGUAAGAACUUUGGGUGCAAAUAGUGAAGCCAAAGUGUAUUAUUACCAUCUUUGGCUUCACUUUUUGGCCUCACGGAAGUCUUAAGUUCUUACUCCAGAUAUAUGUGGAGCUCACUGUAUCUACGUCGGAGAUUGCGCAAAAAGCCAGCAACUGAGAUCUAAAAGACGUUUAAAUUAUUAUUAUAUAAAGAGGUUCUUAGUCCAAGAGCAACAAUGUUUUCAAAAACCGCAAGGUCGAUUUCGUCCCAAUUUAAUCACAGAAGACAGGAUUUAAAGAAAUGUUUGGAAUUACAGAUCAAUUCGUACAUUAUUCGCAAGACAAUUUAUCGACGUGUCUCGAAUCUUUCCAAUGAGUCAGACACCAUGCGAACAGCAAUUGACAAGGCAAGAAACUCAAGUUCAUAUAUGAAAGAAGUGUUUAAGGAGCUUGGCAACAGAAAUUUGAAUGUCACCUGGAGUGAUGGCACUGUCUCACGAUUUCCUUAUAAUUUUUUACGUGAUAACUGCAAAUGUUCUCAAUGUUAUGAGUCAUCCAGUAAACAGAAACUGUUCAAUACUGCAAGGGAUCUCAAAAAGGACAUUCAAAUUGAAGAAUUGGUGGUUUUGGAAGAUGGUAAGCAUCUGAAGUGUAUUUGGUCUGGUGGGCAUGAAAGCAAGUAUUCAGUUGGUUGGCUUCAGAAAAUGAAAUUGCCAGAAAAGAAUGAACGUAUGAGGAGGAACUCAAACAGCCUUGUAAAGGAUGAGCUUAUUCUUUGGAAUCGGGAAACAUUGCAAGAUAACAUUCCUUUUCAAGAUUAUAAUCUGAUGAUGAAUGAAGAUAAAAGUUUAUUUGAUUCAUUGUAUUCUUUUUAUCAACAUGGAUUUGUGGUGAUUAAUAAUGCUCCUGCCAGGGAUGGUGUUCUGAUGGAAUUAGCAGAAAGGUUUGGCUAUAUGAGGACAACACAUUAUGGAAAUACUUUUGAUGUAAAAGAUAUUGAGAAUCCUUCCAAUGUGGCUUAUACCACCAAGCAUUUACCCUUUCAUACUGAUAUGCCAUAUUUGGUAUUUCCACCUGAUAUUCAGUUAUUACAUUGCAUUAAUGAAAACACAACAGGAGGUGAUAGCAUAUUUGUUGAUGGAUUCAAUGUUGCCAAUCAGCUACACAAAAACCACCCAGAUGCUUUUGAUGUGUUGAGAAAUUUUCAUGUCCGAUAUUGUGAUUAUGGCACAGAUGCCUUUAGUGAAUUCAUAGCUGGUGACUCCAAACCUAUAAUUAAGCUCAACAGACAUGGACGACUGAAUGAUAUUUUGUAUAAUCCACCUGUCGAGUCUGAGUCGAAAGGUGACUGUACUCCUGAUGAACUUCUAGCAUUUUACGAUGCUUGUUAUUUGUUCACAAAAGUUCUUUAUGAUUCGAACAACAUCGUAGACAUUCACUUGAAGUCAGGUCAAAUAGCAAUGCUUCACAAUAGCAGAGUUUUACACGGAAGAUCUGAAUUUGAAGCAACUGGGGGACCUACGGCUAGGUGGCUACAAGGUAUCUAUUUUGAAUGGGAUGUUAUCUUCUCAAAACUCAGAGUGUUGCAAGGGAAACUUGGUCUCAAAGAACCAUACCUACCGGAGCAAUCUGAUGAUUUUUUUUGAAAAACUGGCAAGUAUGGCUAGCUCUUAUAUACAAUUAACAACUAUAUAAACCCAAAUUAACUGCAUUCUAUAAUAUGCAACAGUGCAGUUAUAAUCAGCUCGUUUUACUUCCAUCUGGUACCAUUGAUUGUAAAAUAAUAAUCACUUUUAUAUUUAAUACGGUACAUUUUUCUGAGUGCAUAAAAUCACCGAUUUACGGCGUAUUAUGACUUCACUAACAUGUUUCAAAUUUUUGGUAAAUUUUACUCGUUUUGGAUUUGUAAUCGAUAAUUUUUAGGAUUGGGAAUAAAUACAAAUUUCAUGUAACCUAAUACUGAAAAGGAAAUUCAAGUGUUAGUAUAGCUUUGAAUACAAGAAAUGUAUUGUGAUUCUACUGAAAUAUAAUUGGGUACAAUCCCCGUACAUGCAUGCAAUUCAAUUGCUCAAUUUCUUUGCCUAUGUAGGUCUAUAAAUCUUUGUAGUAGGUGUUUAAUGUAUUUGAGUUAAGCAUGCAUGUUUUGUUUCAACUGGUUGUUUAACAGCGUAGAUUUUAUAAAGCCAUACAGCAGGAGCGUCUGUGCUUGCUAAAUUGAAGAUUGCAUAAUGUACAUGUAUACGACGUUAUAUUGUAUAAGUGAUCUAAUUCACCAAUCAUUAAUCGAUCAAUUGGAUACGCACCCAUGAAGAAGUAUAAGGCUAUGUGCAUACGAGCGUCGUUUUCCAGCGUUUUCAUAUUCGUUUUUGUCUAUUUUAUUGCGUACACGCCCUGUCCACGCGAUCCAAGAAAAAAAUAUGCCUAAUAUGUUAAAUUGGUUUCAACUUCUCUUGUAAUUUGACAGUGUUUGAAACCGUUUUGGCAUGAAAACGAAUGUGAAAACGCUCGAAAACGUUACCGCGUGCACAUAUUGUAGUCUACGCUUGACUUUUACUUUUACGUCUUGCUAGUAAAGUAAACUGAGGGCCUUCCUUUUCAGUACAUUCCUAGCGUAAAAAACUAUAAUCGAAAACAGUGCUGCUCAAAAGUCCGAGCAAAUAGCACCCAAUACGGUGUAGUCAGUAUAGCUGUUUUAUGGGGUUAUAUAUCCUUCAUUUUUUAUCGUGUAAAUUAUUGAUACUGAGACACAAUAUAUAUUUAGUAGAUAUAUUUUCUUAUCUCAGCAUAGGCGUACGAGCUUAACCUCGUUUGGGGGCGGCGCCCGAAUUUUUUGAAUUAUACAAUGUACCCGAAUUCUAACUUUUACCAGAUUUGUAAAAAUAAACUUGGCAAAGCGCCGGAUGGGCUUAGAAGAAAGUGUAACAAAAAUGGCCAAAUAGAAUAAACAUAUGUGAUAAUGUGAUAUAUAUUACAAAUUUUUCAGUUUGCCCGAAUGUCUUGAUUCUCCGAAUUUUUUUUUGGCGGGGGACGAGUGCCCCCCCUGUCCCGUACGCCUAUGCUUAUCUGAUGCCUAGAGCUUUCAUCACAUUUUUGCCCUCUAUAGGCUUUAGGCCGGUCUAAGGUGCAAACAUUUAAAAGCCGAGUUAAUAAAAGUAAAUGAAAUAUUAUAUUCUAUGAAAAUAUUGAUUGCAUAUAUGAUUUUGUAUUUUUUAAUUAAAUCCCAAUUCCCACACGUUUUGGUCUGACAACGCAUUGGUUUUAAUUUUAUAGAGAUAUUGGUGUGGAUGUGAAGUAUUUUAUAUAGGUUAUGCAUGUUCUCCGCCAUGAUCAAUUCAACUGUUGCAUAAACAAAAUAAGUGAAUUCAUAUGAAAAGUAAAGCUCAAAUCUGUUGCAUGCAAAUGGCUGCAUGCAUACCAAUCAGCUUCGCCCGUAUGAAAAGUCCUGCGAUGAAGCAAAGCAUUCUACGUUUUAUAGUCCGUAUAGGCGUUUACAGCUAAUUAAGUAGAAGUAAAUAUACGUUUUUUUCAAAACUGUAAACUCUAAAGCUAAGCGCUUAAGCCAUAUCAUAUUCGAGUUAUAGAAUUGCCUAUAGACCAAGUUGGCAAGUAGAUUCAAUUCUGUUGUGAAGGUCCGUUUACACUUGGGAUUUUUGCUGCGAUUUUCCUCUUUUGCUAGAUGUGGACGAGUAAUAAGUUACGAAUGCUCUGAUGUGUUCCUAUAUUUGAACAUCCGUAACUAAUUCACAAUUCGUUCAUAUCUUUUAAAAGAAGAAAAUUACACAUAAAAUUGUAGCAAAAAUUUCAAGUGCAAACGAGCCUUAAAUUAAGGCUUAAUUGAGUCAUCUUUUAUGCCUGGAUAAAUACGAAACUCAUAAUGGUCUAUGGAGUACAUACAUUUACCCAAAAAUUGUCCCCGUGUCGUCAUGCAUAAGUCUAUUUUUUUAGCAAGUAAACCUGUAAGUAAUGCUUGAUUGUCAUUUGUUUUUUAAGUCACGUCUGGGCCUCAGGUCUGGCGAGUUGAAGCCAGCCUGAACAAAAAAUGUCAGUGUGUGGGACCACCGAUCAGACGUUGCUAAGAAACAUCCCAGGCAUUGGUAUAUUUGAUUAUUGACAUUGAUAUUUUCUGUGAUUUAUAGUUUUCAAUUAACUCCCAUGAGGUAAAUAUUGAGUUCUUGGUGAAAUUAAAUUACAAACAGUGCAAUCAAAGGAGGUCUGUUCAAACAAUAAAGCGUAUGAACAAUAGGAAAUGUUGGUUCAGUUGCGUGUAUAUCUUUAAUUAGCAACAGCGUUGUGAUACUGAAAGCUUGUAUAUACUGCUAUAAAUGUCACUGUAGGGGAUCAUACGGCUCAUUCAAGUUUAAGACAUCGAUCUUGUAUGACUAUAUUUCUGAAUUGUUAGAAUUGUUGGAAUCAGAUUCUAGUGGUUGCUGACUGCUAAAAACUGAGCAAUGGGUGUUUUAGUUGUCCCUUUAGCCUCUCUGACACUGUUGAUGUUGUUCCUUGGUAAGUAGAUAUUUCUAAAAUUUCUAUGCAGCAUUGUUUAAUACGACAGUUAAUUCGAAAUGUUAUACUUAUAGUCGGUGAUUUUUUAAAUGAUGUCUUACAAGAGGUAAAAACUAUUCUAAAAGCGAUAUCGACUAAUUGUGUAAUUGUUAGGGUUUAAAUCUUUUUUGUCGCCUAAUAUUAUAGUACAAUAACGAUCUUACUAAUGGCAGUCGUGGACAGAUAUUUCGAAAAAAGUAGAAGCGAAUGCAGCAAAUAAUAUAUUCAUAAUUAUGACAACAUAAAAUUCUUGUAUUAUUUUGCUGUUAAAUAUGUUUUAUAUGGAGUGGAAAAAGAAUCUUGCUUAAUAAUUGUGACAAUCGAAACUUUGUGACAUUGCGACGCCAGAGCCAAUAAAAAGGCUACAAAAUGCAAUAUUCUCAUGAACUAUGAGUGUAUGUACAUGUGGGUCAUACUGUGGUCAUACGAACUAUUACUGCAUGGAUUGUGACUUCUGGGUUCUAUAAAUUGGUACUAAACAGUACGCCCGUGCGUGAGCUAGUAAGGUAAAUUAGAGGGUUUUAUUAGACUCGUAGACCAUUUUAGAUAGUUUGUUGGAAGAAGCGUGUUCCUGAUUGGGCAACUAGACAUAUUGAUUGACGAAUCAGAAACAUUUCUUGUCCGCAUACAGAUACUAUGCGUUGCAGCGGCGAGCGGCUAAAUUUUUUAUGAGGCUAUAUGCGUUGUUUACUGACUCGAUGAAACUAGAGACUUGUUGUUUAUUCCUUGUGGUUUUCAUUUCAGAUUGCACAAUGUCGGCAAAUAUGGGAAAACAG